GCACUAGGACCCCGCAGGGAUGCGCAUUAUUGCGCCUCGGUUAUUGGGCUUGGACGACCUCAGUUUUGCACUACCGCAAUCACCAUUCAGCUGAGAGUGAGUGUGCUGUCUGCUUUGUUGAAAUAAGGACUCUUGAGAAGAAGCCGUUUUUGAAUAAAAGCUGACGGUUAAAAGGAUUGUAUAUGUUUUUGGUGGACCUGUCACGCGCUCCAGCACUUCACAGUGGAGAUGGGAGUAAACCUGGAGAAUGGGAUACCCCGGUAAACUUCCUGGAGACGAAUCUAUGAUUUGGAUUUAAACAAGCCUUGAUCACUAUUAACACAACUUGUUAAGGUUGCAUAAUAUAUCUUAGCCAUGGUGCCUAACCGCACACUGGGACUGGCCCAUCCUUGCUGUGUUAGCCUGCUGUUCUUACUCCUCUUGCCCAGCUCGGUUUCAGUGAGAGAACCUCGACAUCAGUCUCCCGCCCACCUCCCCUCGCUGAUACCUCAUGCCACCCUACCGCUGUCCCGCUCCCGGUUCAGCGCCAAAGCUCAGCUGGACCUCACUACUCACUGCAACGAGAGCUGCUACCACAAAGAAGGAGACAUGGAUAAAGAGCACCUAGCUUUCGAAACACUUUAUGCAGAUGGCUCCCGAACAUUAACCACUGUUGACCUGGAUGAAAAUGAGACUGAACUUCCUUUCAGGCAGCCCAAAGUAACCGAUCCCAGACAUAAACGGCUAAAACGGCAGAUUUACGGUUCAGACGGACGCUUUAACAUCCGCGGUGAUCACUUCCUUCUGGACUACCCGUUCUCCACAGCCGUCCGUAUCUCUACCGGCUGCACUGGAGUUCUGGUGUCCCAGCAGCACGUGCUGACCGCAGCCCACUGUGUGCAUGAUGGGAAAGAUUACGUCAAAGGUGCGAGGAAACUCAGGGUGGGCUUUCUGAUCCCUCUGUCUGUUAACGGCACGAGGCCGGGUCAGGCUCCUUCGAAGAAACCCUUGGUGCGCUGGGUGAGAGUUAAACGAACCCGAGUUCCUAAAGGUUGGAUUCAAGGUCCUCAAGAGGUCAGCAUGGACUUUGACUACGCACUUCUAGAGUUACGUUGGCCUCACCGGCGUCCCUUCAUGCGGCUGGCUGUGGCACCCACCUCAGACUAUUUGGCUGGGAAACGCAUCCACUUCUCUGGAUUUGACAGUGACCGGCCUGGGGAACUGGUGUACCGCUUUUGUCCGGUGGAGGAUGAGUCCAACGAUUUGAUCUACCAGCACUGUGACGCCCGUCCGGGUGCGAGUGGCUCUGGUGUUUACGGACGUGUGUGGGACGAUACUUUAGAGCGCUGGGAGCGCAAGGUCAUCGGGAUCUUCUCGGGCCACCAGUGGCUGGAAAUCAAUGGAGAGAAUCGUGACUACAACGUGGCUGUUCGCUUCACUCCACUGAAGUUUGCUCAGAUCUGUUACUGGGUUCAUGGAAAUAAAGUGGACUGCAAUCAGGACUGAAGAAUGGGACAAUAUCAAAUCAUGGACAAAAUAUGACGUGCCUGAUUUUGGAACCUGCACUUUACAGUCUAUUACGGGUGUGGCUACUGAAUCUGAGACGAAAGAAGGUCCACGGCUGGUAGAUCGCUUCCCACAGACUUUGAUCACUCACAUGGGUUGAGCUGGAACUUUAUUUAACCACUACCUUUAGUUUUUGCUCGCUAUACUGCCAACGUUACUCAGCUUUCGACUCUGAGGUCGACAACACCAGUAGAUUUAGCUUGUCAAGUCUUUGAUCUCCCUUCCUAGAGAGCAACGUAGUGUCGGCCCAGAUCCCUCGCACUUGGAAUCCACACGUACCAGGUGUUGGUCGGAUCUGGGCCGACACUAUUUUGCUGUCUCGGUUAAGGGAUUCUCUCCACAGCCUUGCUUUGUUCAGAUUCUACAUUACAGAAGCUUUAAACUGUUGUUUGCACUUUUAGAAACUAUAAAUGGGAUGGAGGUUUUAUUCUGAUCUCAUGCCUUGGGUUUUGUGUAACAAUUAACAUACACUGAGUUUAAUUGAUGACUUAAAGUAGAGGAAAUUCCUUAAUUUCCAUCCCUGAACAUCACAACAAAACUGAUGACUGGAGAUGUAGUGUUGAGAGUUACUAGAAAUUAAAACCAUAGAUCCUUAGUUUAUUUUAAUGCAUACAUCUGGAUAUGUAACCCAAGAGUACAAUUCACUCCUUUUCAAGACAGAUGAAGAGUUCAUAAUAUUACAUGUUUGUAAAUAUUUUUUCUUAUUCUUUUAUGUUGAAUUAAUAUAAAUACCAAACAAACACAAACUAAGAGAAAGGUUGUGGGGUAAAUGUUGAUUAUAGUUCUAUUUUUAAAAAGCUUUUUAUUUUAAUAAACUAAAAUAUGUCUCUUGUU
Messenger RNA from Pimephales promelas (fathead minnow), 2379 nucleotides. Lineage: Eukaryota; Metazoa; Chordata; Actinopteri; Cypriniformes; Leuciscidae. The record is from RefSeq and is a predicted model, not a curated record.